Messenger RNA from Mangifera indica (mango), 4478 nucleotides. RefSeq names its product MDIS1-interacting receptor like kinase 2-like. Gene Ontology annotation, biological process: protein phosphorylation. The transcript has 2 exons. NCBI's taxonomy places the organism in Eukaryota, Viridiplantae, Streptophyta, Magnoliopsida, Sapindales, Anacardiaceae. The coding region runs from base 1270 to 4347 and encodes 1025 amino acids. The record is from RefSeq and is a predicted model, not a curated record. Gene Ontology annotation, molecular function: protein binding; ATP binding; protein kinase activity.
UCCUUUUAACUUAAAAGAGUACUGAUGUCCAAACUUUCUUUGUUGAUGCCCUGAUUGGUAAGAAUCAUUAGAACUUAUUAUAAUAAGCUUUAUAGAAGAGAGGCUUUUAACUUGUCCAUUUUCUUUUUCACGCUUUGUGAUUUUUGAUAGGUUGGAUGACUAUUUCCCACUCAAGAUUUGUUGAAAAUUCUGUUCUCCGAUCUAUCAGUCAGUCUUACUAUUUAAUCUUAACAGUAAAAGGGUAGAAAAGUAGUAUAAAAGAACAGAAAAAAUCAUGCAUUGAGAAAACAAUUUUUGCUCAAAUAAGUUUGAUCAUCAGCUAUAGAAGAAUAUGAGUGGUAGAUUGAUUAUCAAUUCAAGCAUCUAUUGUCAAGUAGCUUUCUUCCAAGUCAGCGUGAUCUAAGCUGCGUGUCCUCUUUAGUACGUCCUUAGACUAAUCAAGUCUUCCAUUUCAACUUCCAAGUUCCAAUUCCAAAUUCCAGCCCCCUUUAAGUGUUGGACUGCAAUUUUCCAAAUUAAAUUCAAUAAAUUUCGCCUGUGAUUGGGAAGAGAGGUAAAAGUCAGAGUAAGAGAGGUGACUAGAAAACAAUUUUCCAGAUUUAAAAGUUCAUUCCUCUACCCCUCUCCCAACUCUAGGGUUGUAAACUCUUUUCUAUAUCAUCACCUCCCCAACUUUUUAAAAAAUUUUAGUUACACCCAAUUUCCUUUGUCCUUCACUCUGGCGACAUUUGCAGUUUUUGGCGAUCAGAUCUCUUCCUUCUGGUGAUUGUCUUUUCACUUAUUGGCUGUUUUCAUUGAGGAUGAAGAUAAAAGGUUUUUGUUGACGAAGAUGAUUGGUCUUCGUCUGAUGAAAACUAGGACGACGGUGAUCGACAAAGGCCCUUUCUAAUAUUAUUCAAACAAAUAAUAUUCAUUUGAUUCAAAAGAAAAAUUUUUUGUCAUCAAUUUAAGCUCAUUUUCUUUUCGUUUAAUUCUUGUGGACUUUGGGCAGGCAAAAAAAUUUCAAGCUCCUACUUCCGAAUAUUAUUCAAACGAGUCAAAUACGCAGAUGGUCAAACUUCUGCAAAGAGUCUACAUAUGUGAGGAAAUUAGAUGCAGUGACCAAAGAUCAAAGUCUUCAGAGAAAAUCAUAAGUAAUUUUUUUUUGUCUUUUAAUAUUAAUUGCACAGUGGAAAUUAGAUAGAGAGUUAGCCCAACUCUACUAAGUUGCUGGCUAUAAAUAAGAGGGAAUUUGUAUAUUAUCAGCACAAAAUUAAAAAAGAAACAGACAUGGACAAAUUAAGCUUUGAAAAACUACUUACCUCCCUCUUCCUUGUCCAAUUGUUGUGUUUUGUUGCUUCUGCCUCUUCAGUAGAAGAGGCAAACGCUCUCCUAAAAUGGAAAGCUAGCUUUGAAAACCAAACAAAAUCUCGGUUAACUUCAUGGACUCUGCUUUCUCCUAGUGCCACCAACUCUAAGCCACUCACAACCCCAUGUGCUUGGCUUGGAAUUUCAUGCAAUUUAGUUGGAAGCGUCAUCAAAAUAAACCUUACUAGUUUCGGUUUAAAUGGUACGUUGUAUGAGUUUUCAGCUUCCUUUUUCCCAAAUCUUGAAUAUGUUGAUCUCGCAGUAAAUUCACUCUCUGGUGUUAUUCCAUCUCAAAUUGGUAACCUGUCAAAGCUCAUUUAUCUUGAUCUAUCCUUUAAUCAAUUCUCUGGACAAAUCCCACCUGAAAUUGGUCUCCUGACAAAUCUUCAGAUCCUGCACCUUGUUGAAAACCAAUUGAAUGACUCAAUUCCAUCUGAAAUUGGUCAGUGUCGAUCUCUUAAUGAACUUGCCUUGUCUAGCAACAGUCUAGACGGUCAAAUUCCUGCUUCUCUGGGUAAUCUGAACAACUUGGUGAGGUUAUAUCUCUUCAAUAAUUCGCUUUCAGGUUUCAUUCCUGUAGAAAUGGGAAAUUUAACCAAUUUGGUGGAACUUUACAUGGAUACCAACCGUCUUACAGGCCUCAUUCCUUCCAGUUUUGGAAAUUUUACAAAGCUUAUUGUGUUGCAUGCCUUUCACAAUCAACUUUCUGGUCCCAUUCCUGAAGAAUUAGGAAAUUUGAAGUGUCUUGAACAUCUAAGCCUUCAUACCAACAACCUUUUUGGCUCUAUUCCAGCAUCAUUGGGUGGCCUCAUGAACCUCACCUACCUUCAUCUCUAUGAAAAUCAGCUUUCUGGUCUCAUUCCUACAGAGCUUGGAAACUUGAAAUCUCUCACAGAUCUAGAGUUGAAUGUAAACCAAUUGAAUGGUUCGCUUCCUCCUUCAUUUGGCAAUUUGAUUAAUUUAGAAAUGUUAUAUCUUCGUCAAAACCAACUUUCUGGAUCCAUUCCUCUAGAAAUGGGAAAUCUCAUGAAAUUGUCAGUAUUGCAACUAGACACAAACCAGUUUACUGGUCCUCUGCCUAACAUUUGCCAAGGUGGUUCACUUGCAAACUUCACUGCAAGCAACAAUAAUCUCACAGGUAACAUCCCUAAAAGCUUGAAAAACUGCACAAGCUUGGUAAGAGUCCGUCUUCAAGUCAACCAACUCACUGGAGAUUUAGCAGCAGAGUUCGGUAUCUACCCAAAGUUGAGCUUCAUAGACAUAAGCCAUAACAAAUUCCAUGGUGAAAUAUCAUCAAAAUGGGGAAGUUGUCCAAAUUUAAGUUCCUUACUCGUGGCAAGGAAUAAUAUAACUGGAACCAUACCACCAGAGAUUGGAAAUGCAGCUCAACUACAAUCACUUGAUCUUUCUUCCAACAGUUUAGUUGGGGAGAUUCCAAAGACUUUGAGAAAGUUGACUUUUCUUACGAAGGUCAACUUAAGUGACAAUCAACUUUCCGGUGUUAUACCUCAAGAAAUUGGGCUACUAGUUAAUCUUGAGUCUUUGGACCUGUCCUCAAACAAAUUGAGUCAGGCAAUGCCGGAAGAUCUAGGAAACUUGCUCAAGCUGCACUACCUGAAUUUGAGCAAUAACAAAUUUAGCAAAGAAAUUCCAAUUCAGUUUGAGAAGUUAUUUCACUUGUCUCAGUUAGAUUUGAGUCAUAAUUCUCUUGGAGGAGAGAUACCAUCGCAAAUAAGCCAUUUGCAGAGCCUGGAGCUCCUAAAUCUCUCCCAUAAUUCUCUUACUGGUUCCAUUCCGAACAGUUUUGAGGAAAUGAGGGGUUUGUUGUAUGGUGACGUAUCCUACAAUCAGUUGAAGGGCCCUAUUCCUGAGAGCAAAGCAUUUCAAGAUGCUGAUAUGUUACAAGGGAACAAGGGAUUGUGCGGUAAUGUUCAGGGAUUCCCACCAUGCACAUCUCCUGUCACUUACAAACAUAAAAAUGGAAAGGUCAAAAAAUUGGUGUUUUCAAUUAUAUUCCCUCUUUUGUUAGUUCUUCUGUUUGCACUCGGGGUUUACUUAAUUUUUCAGAAAAGAAGGAAAAACAAAUCAGCUGAACAAAGCAGUGAGGAGGAUGGCGAGCUUUUCUUGGUGCCAAUUGUUGAUGGAAGAAUUUUGUACAAAGAAAUCAUGGAUUCAACCAAAGCUUUUGAUGCUAGGUACUGUAUUGGGAAAGGAGGAUACAGUAGCGUUUAUAAGGCCAUGCUGCCAUCAGGUAGCAUAGUAGCUGUUAAAAAACUCCACCCGUUACCAAAUGUUGAAAUAACACAUCAAAAGGAGUUUUUGAAUGAGGUCAAGACUUUAACGGAGAUACGACACCGAAACAUUGUGAAGUUGUACGGCUUUUGCUCAAACAAGCAGCACUCUUUUUUAGUUUAUGAGUAUCUUGAAAGGGGUAGUUUGGCCACAAUCUUGAGCAAAGAAGAAACCACUAAAGAAUUGAAUUGGUUCAAGAGGGUGAAUAUCGUCAGGGAUGUGGCUCAUGCGCUGUCUUACAUGCAUAAUAAUUGCUCUAUUCCAAUUGUUCAUCGAGACAUAUCAAGCAACAACAUUUUGCUUGACAAGGAAUAUGUGGCUCAUGUUUCAGAUUUUGGCACUGCUAAGCUGUUGAAGAGAGACUCAUCCAAUUGGACCGAACUUGUUGGCACAUAUGGAUACAUUGCACCAGAGCUCGCUUAUACAAUGGAAGUUACAGAAAAAUGUGAUGUGUAUAGUUUUGGAGUGAUAGCAAUAGAAGUGAUUAAAGGAAAGCAUCCAGGCGAUAUAAUCUCUGCUCUAUUGUCCCAUUUAACAAGUGAGAGCAUGCUGGUGAAAGAUAUUCUGGACCAACGACUUCCACUUCCUCCUCCUGAAGUUGAGGAGCAAGUGAUGACCAUUGUAAAGCUAGCAACUGCUUGCUUACAUGUCAAUCCACGAUCUAGGCCAUCCAUGCACAUGAUUUCCCAGACGUUAGAUCAGUUCUAGAGCCCUUUAUACUAUUAAAUCCGGAUAAAUAAAUUGUAUUGUAAAAGGUUAGGAUCAAGUAGAGGAAAUGUGAGGUUAAAAAAGCAACUGCUUCCACACUUAAUAAAUGCUCACAAAUAAACAUGGAGUUA